AUGAUCGUGCCUGUGAGAAGGACCCUGGCUCUGGCCGCCUCCAGGGGGAGUCGUCAAGCCCUCCUCAUCGCCCGGACGGCGACCACGACCACUUGGAGACCUGUUGCCGCUCGCCGGCCAGUAACAGCCUGUUUCGCUGCUGUUCCCUUCAGCACAGCAGUCCGUCUUUGCAGCCAGGAUGCCUUCCACGCCCAGCUUGAGAAUGGCGCCCCGCUGAAGAGCAACCUGCCGCCCGUCCCUCAGACGCUUACCGAAAAGAUCGUCCAGAAGUAUGCCGUGGGCCUGCCAGCGGGCAAGAAGGUCAAGUCCGGUGACUAUGUGACUCUGGCCCCUCACCACUGCAUGACCCACGACAACUCGUGGCCCGUCGCUCUCAAGUUCAUGUCCAUCGGCGCCUCCAAGAUUCACAACAACCGCCAGAUCGUCAUGACCCUGGACCAUGACGUCCAGAACAAGAGCGAGGCAAACCUAAAGAAGUACCGUCAAAUCGAGGAGUUCGCCAAGAAGCAUGGUGUCGAUUUCUACCCCGCCGGCCGGGGUAUUGGCCACCAGAUCAUGGUUGAGGAGGGGUACGCCUGGCCCGGUACCGUCACUGUGGCUUCCGACUCCCACAGCAACAUGUACGGCGGUGUCGGCUGCCUGGGCACUCCCGUGGUUCGUACCGAUGCUGCCAGUAUCUGGGCCACCGGCCGUACCUGGUGGCAGAUCCCUCCGAUCGCCAAGGUCACCUUCACUGGCGUCCUCCCCCCCGGCGUCACGGGCAAGGACGUCAUUGUUGCCCUCUGCGGUCUCUUCAACAAGGAUGACGUCCUGAACCACGCCAUUGAGUUCACCGGUUCCGAGGAGACCAUGCGCAGCAUCCCCAUCGAUGACCGUCUUACCAUUGCCAACAUGACCACCGAAUGGGGUGCCCUAAGUGGUCUGUUCCCCAUUGACUCGGUGCUGCAGUCGUGGCUACGGGCCAAGGCAACAACCUCGGCCAUGCUGCGCCCUGAGCUGGGUGAUCAAGCUCGGUUCACGCACGCUAAGAUCGACGAACUAAUCAACAACCCGCUCACUGCCGACCCUGGCGCAACCUACGCCAAGGAGCUCUACCUCAACCUGUCGACGCUGUCCCCCUUCGUGGCCGGCCCUAACUCGGUCAAGGUUGCCACUCCGGUUAAGGACCUCGAAGCCCAGAAGAUCAAGCUCGACAAGGCUUAUCUGGUCUCCUGCACGAACUCUCGUGCCUCAGACAUCGCGGCUGCUGCUCGCGUCUUUCGCGAGGCUGCCAAGGAUGGUGUCAUCCCUAAGAUUGCGGACGGCGUCAAAUUCUACAUCGCCGCCGCAUCCCUGCUCGAGCAACAGGCGGCUGAGGAAACCGGUGAUUGGCAAGUCCUGCUCGAGGCCGGCGCCGAGCCCCUGCCCUCCGGCUGCGGUCCUUGCAUCGGUCUGGGCACUGGUCUGCUCGAGCCCGGUGAGGUCGGCAUCAGCGCCAGCAACCGUAACUUCAAGGGCCGCAUGGGCUCGACCGAAGCCAAGGCGUACCUGGCCAGCCCCGAAGUUGUUGCGGCGAGCGCCCUUAAGGGCUACAUCGCCGGUCCCGGCUGGUACCAGAAGCCAGAGGGCGUCGAAAAGGUCAUUGUUGGCGAGGGCAGCGGCAACUUCGAGCAGGACAAGGCUCGCAGCAUUGAGGAUGCCCUCGACAAGCUCGUCUCGCAGGCCGAUAAUAUCAUCGCCAACGCCGAGAAGGACCUGUUCGGCGGCGCCUCCGACGCGGCUGCUGCUGCUGAGGAAGAGGAGACCCUGACCGAGAUCUUGCCCGGCUUCCCCGAGAAGAUUGAGGGCGAGAUCGUCUUCUGCGACGCCGACAACAUCAACACUGAUGGCAUCUACCCCGGCAAGUACACAUACCAGGACAACGUCCCCCCGGAGAAGAUGGCCGAGGUCUGCAUGGAGAACUACGACAAGGCCUUUCGGGAGAUUGCUCGUCCCGGCGACAUCCUCGUCGCCGGCUUUAACUUCGGCUGCGGCAGCUCCCGCGAGCAGGCCGCUACCGCCAUCCUAGCCAAGAAGAUCCCGCUUGUCGUGGCCGGCAGCUUUGGCAAUAUCUUUAGCAGGAAUAGCAUCAACAACGCCCUGAUGGGCGUCGAGGUGCCCCGCCUGGUGAAGCGCCUGCGUGAGACGUUCAAAACUAAGGAUGGCGAGGAGAAGGUGCUUACUCGGCGCACCGGCUGGAAGCUGACCUGGGACGUGCGUCGUAGCAAGGUCAUUGUUACGGAGGGUGAGGGUGGCCAGACCUGGAGCCAGAAGGUUGGUGAGCUGCCGCCGAAUGUGCAGGAGAUUAUUGCCCGGGGUGGAUUGGAGAAGUGGGUUAAGGCCCAGAUUGAGGCUUGA
Thermochaetoides thermophila DSM 1495 is the source of this 2376-nucleotide messenger RNA. RefSeq lists its product as uncharacterized. The transcript has 3 exons. NCBI's taxonomy places the organism in Eukaryota, Fungi, Ascomycota, Sordariomycetes, Sordariales, Chaetomiaceae. Gene Ontology annotation, biological process: L-lysine biosynthetic process. Gene Ontology annotation, molecular function: 4 iron, 4 sulfur cluster binding; homoaconitate hydratase activity. Bases 1 to 2376 code for a protein of 791 amino acids. The record is from RefSeq and is a predicted model, not a curated record.